CAUUCUAUUUGACAAUUACAAUCACUUAUGAACCUACAAGUGGAACCACCAGAGAUGAAGAUUAAUAACUCGUCGCCACCGUCGUUUUCUCUACUUCCGGACGAAAUCGUCGUUAACUGUUUAGCCCGGAUCUCGCGGUCGUACUACCCGACGCUCUCAGGCGUUUCAAAAAGCUUCCGCUCGAUUCUCUCUUCCACCGAGCUCUACGCAGCCAGAUCUCAUCUCGGAAACACCGAGCAGUGUCUCUAUGUCGGUCUACGGGAUCUCGAAAGUUCUCAAUGGUUUACACUCUCGGUUAACCCUAAUGGAACCUUGCCAGACUCCAUUGUUAAGACGAGGAGAAAGAAGAAGAAGAAGAAGACAACUGAACAGUUGUUGGUUCCGAUUACCUCUUCUAAUCUUCCUUCUCGGUCAGGUUCCACCGUCGUCGGCUCAGAGCUUUAUAUCAUCGGCGGACUAGUGGAUAAAGGACCGUCCUCUGCUGUGAGGGUCCUCAACUGUGGUAGUCACACUUGGCGCGAUGCACCUAGCAUGAAUGUAGCCCGGAGAAAUGCAUCCACUUAUGUCUACAAUGGGAAAAUCUAUGUAAUGGGAGGGUGCCAAGGACUAGAGGACGAAUCAUGGGCUGAGGUGUUCGAUACAAAGACUCAAGUUUGGGAACGCCUCCCUGAUCCGGGUUCUGAGAUUCGCAAGUGUUUCAUUUACAAAAUUGCAGAGAUCCAAGGAAAAAUUAACUUUGGCAAUUACGAGGAGAUGUAUGCUUAUGACACGAAGCUAUGCAAAUGGGAAAGCUGUGUACGUGACAAAUUUGCAACUGUUUUGAGGUUAGAUUGUAUAAUUGAGAAUGUAUCCUACUCCUUUGGAUCCAAUUAUCGAUUUGGAUUCGGUGAUUUUUUUCUUCACCGCGCGUUCCAGUGGUUUGAUGAAAAAGAGGGUUCUUGGAGAAAGAUGAAAGGGUUAAAAUCACUAGUAAGGAAGUACUUGACGAAUGGUGGCUCAAGUGGUAAUACGUUUAAACUAGUUAGCUGUGGUGGGAAACUCAUAUUUUUAUGGGAAGGUUAUAUGGAGUUUAAUCUUAAUAAUAGGAAGAUUUGGGGGGCGGUAAUCGUGGUAGAAAAGCGUGAUGGAGGUGACGUUUGGGGAAAUGUUGAGUGGGUUGAUGUUGUGCACACCGUCCCUAUAUCAUGUUAUCUCUCUGAGUGUCUCGUUGUUUCGGUUUGAUUGAUUUUGCAUCCAAGUUUGGAAAGAGGAGAUGGAAGAGGCAAAAGGAGAGCAUUGAGCAACAAAGAGUGAAGUAGAACCAUCUUCAUCAAUAUAAAUCAGGAGUAGUGACUGUCUAUCACAUUGUAAGUGAUGUUGAUGUGUCUAUCACAUUGUAAGUAAUACUGAGUUCUUUGUUUUGAGGGAAAUAAAAAGCAUUAUGUCAGUUUGUAAUCUCCACUGUUUGAAAGUGGAAACAAUGUUCGUAUGAAAUUUCUACAUAAAUCUCUGUUUUUUUU
Camelina sativa (false flax) is the source of this 1499-nucleotide messenger RNA. The record is from RefSeq and is a predicted model, not a curated record. Lineage: Eukaryota; Viridiplantae; Streptophyta; Magnoliopsida; Brassicales; Brassicaceae.